AUGUCUGCACACAAUCCAGAUACGAUUGUUCCAGUUCCUAGGACCUUUGAACAAAAACUCCGGGAUGAUAUGGACAAACAGCAGAUGUCUGCCCUUCUGCGCUAUCUAAGACAAUGUACAAGUGAACUCCCGUAUGAGAAACUCGAAUUUAAAACAAAGUACGGAAUUACGGAUGAACAGUGGACGGAGGAAUCGGAAUUGAAAGCGGUGAUGAACAAUUUUUCUUACGUUUCCGAUCAUUGUCGGGAGUUUGAGGACAAGAAAGUUUUCGGAAGGUUUUUGGAAAACGUUACAAAGAUUCAUAAUCAUUCCGAAGAAUUCAAUGAUGAUUAUGAACAGGUGUUGAAAAUUCUCAAGGAUUGGCAGGACGCAAAAAAAGAAAGGCAAGAUGAUGCCUGCGAGAAGCAUAAAAAGGAAUUUGAAGAUUGGUACAGGGAUGAGAUCAACUUUAUCGAAACUUCCGAAAAAGAGGUUAAAGAUGUUUUUGAGCAAAUUGAAGACUUUAGUAAUUACACCAGAGAUGAUUGGGAAUAUAAAGUGAAACCUUCGGUUAUGAGAAUCGAAGAGAAAUAUCAGAAAUCCAAAAAAAAUUUUCCGGACUCCUUAUUGCAAGACGUCCAAAAGCUUGGAAAAUCCAUAAACGACGCCAUGAUUGUCAUUGGUUAUGUUAUGAAGGACCUAAAAACCCUGACGGUGUAUAUGGAAAAGUUAAAGAACAUGUUUUUCAAAAUGAGUGAUGACCGGGGUCCAAUCUCCAUUAAGAAAAUAUACCUGGAAGACGUGAAGAACAAGUGGCCGGAUUUAGGUAAACUAGCGAGUGAAUGUCACAACAAGAUUUUCAUCAUAAUCGAACAGCAAGAAAAAGAAGAGGCGGCUGUGUACAAUGCAAUGUUGAGUGACGAAUGA
Molecule: messenger RNA, 906 nt
Organism: Acaulospora colombiana
Lineage: Eukaryota; Fungi; Glomeromycota; Glomeromycetes; Diversisporales; Acaulosporaceae
Source: the annotation of a GenBank genome assembly